ACACACACACACACACUGAAGGAAAGAAAAGCAGCUUUCCUCCUAGAGUGGCUCAGAGAGAGUCUCCAGCACAAGAGGCAUGGAGUGAUGGAUCUCCAGAUGUUUCUGUAGUCGGACUGUGGAGAUGUUGAGAGAUCUGAGCAUCAUAAAUCCAUAAGGAGCUUCAUUCAUCUGGACUGAGAAAAGGUUACAGAUUGACAGACACAGGAAGGACAGAAGACAAACCAGCAGAAGAGAGCGAUCUGGCCCACGAUGGCUUUUCCAUCUCGCUCUUUCUCUCUUUCUCAGGUUUCUGGUUUCACAGUGGAGUUCAGGCCGGCCGUCAGUGUGGAGUAACUGUGGAGGGAGCAGCGUGCGCGCGUGUGUGUGUGUGUGUGUGUUUCCAUGCCCUGGUCGUGCGGGCGGGCGGCUCGAGUCUCAGGGAUGGAGCUACAGGUUCGGACGGUUGGGACCCGCUGGAUGUCGAUGCUGCUUCAGCUGGGCGUGCUGUGGCUGCGCUCGUCCACUCAGGCGAACGUGCUGGAGAGCAUGUUACAGAGGAAUUCUGGGAAGGAGAGCAGCAGCAGCGUGACAGCAGUGAUUCCAGAGAGGAUGUUAUUGUGUCACUGUUAUCAUCACUGUCCUGAAGACUCCACCAACAACACCUGCAGGACUGAUGGUUACUGCUUCACUAUGGUGGAGGUAGAGGAGGGCGGCUCUCCGUUGCUCACGUCUGGCUGUCUGGGGUCAGUGGGCUCAGAGUUCCAGUGCAGGGACACUGGGAACGCUCUUCGGAGGAGGAUCAUAGAAUGCUGCACGGAUCAGGAUUUCUGUAACCGAGACCUCCAUCCGACGCUGCCUCCGCUCCAGAGCUCCGAUCAGGACAGCAGCAUUGAUCACACGGCUCUGUACACCUGGGUGUUCAUCUGCUGCAUCCUGCUGAUCUUCAUCCUCAUAUACUGCUACUACAGGUAUAACCGUCAGGUGACACGGGCGCGCUACAGCAUGGGUCUGGAGCAGGACGAGACCUUCAUCCCGGCCGGAGAAUCUCUGAAGGAUCUGAUCGAACAGUCUCAGAGCUCCGGCAGCGGAUCUGGACUCCCUCUGCUGGUGCAGCGAACCAUUGCCAAACAGAUCCAGAUGGUGAAGCAGAUCGGGAAGGGCCGUUACGGCGAGGUGUGGAUGGGCCGUUGGAGGGGAGAACGUGUCGCUGUAAAGGUCUUCUUCACCACAGAAGAGGCCAGCUGGUUCAGAGAGACCGAGAUCUACCAAACCGUCCUGAUGAGACACGAGAACAUCCUCGGUUUCAUCGCAGCGGAUAUCAAGGGCACAGGCUCGUGGACGCAGCUGUAUCUGAUCACGGACUAUCAUGAGAAUGGCUCGCUGUACGACUACCUCAAAUCCACCACACUGGACACCAAAGCACUGCUGCGGCUGGCAUACUCUGCCGUAUCCGGCCUCUGCCACCUGCACACCGAAAUCUUUGGCACACAGGGCAAACCGGCCAUCGCUCACCGAGACCUGAAGAGCAAAAACAUCCUGGUGAAGAAGAACGGCAGCUGCUGCAUUGCUGACCUUGGGCUCGCUGUCAAAUUCAUCAGCGACACUAAUGAAGUUGACAUCCCGCCCAACACGCGGGUCGGCACCAAACGCUACAUGCCUCCAGAGGUGCUGGACGAGAGCUUGAACCGCAGUCAUUUCCAGUCCUACAUCAUGGCCGACAUGUACAGCUUCGGCCUGAUCCUGUGGGAGAUGGCCAGGAGAUGUGUGUCCGGCGGGAUCGUGGAGGAGUAUCAGCUGCCGUAUCACGACCUGGUGCCAACCGACCCGUCCUACGAGGACAUGAGGGAGGUGGUGUGCAUCAAGAGACAGAGACCCUCGUUCCCAAACCGCUGGAGCAGCGAUGAGUGUCUGCGGCAGAUGGGUAAACUGAUGACCGAAUGCUGGGCUCACAAUCCCGCGUCCCGUCUGACCGCCCUGCGGGUGAAGAAGACGCUCGCCAAGAUGUCCGAGUCUCAGGACAUCAAACUGUGACCCGAAAGUCACUCCGUCCCAAGAGUCUGGAGAGAAAGAGCGGCUUUAUCCUGCUUUCUGUGAAAGUUCACUCAAGCCACUCGCCCUGCUGGUCAUCACAGAUCAACUCUGACCGUCACUCCAUCAUACACCGUAAAGACUUCAAUCUGCAACUCAAACUCUCAACAUUCAUCAAGACUUUUUUUUUUUUUUGAAGCAAACUCUCAACUGAACGAUUUAAUGAAAUGCAUUUUCCAACUCUGACACACCCAACAUUACAAGUGAAGCUUUUCCUCACGUUCUCUAGAAAACAGAACCUGGAAAUGAUGGCCAGGUCUUCACGCUGUAGAAAUACGUCUUUGUAAAAUAUGAAUGUAAAUACUGACUGUCAUGAGUUUAAAGUUUAAAUUUUUUUUUUUUUUUGCGUUGUUUUCAUGUUGCCUUGUGCCUUAUUUAACACACACACACACAAACACACACACACAAAAGUUUAAUAUUUCACAGUUCUGUGUAAAUGGAGUGAUAAAUAAAUGUACGUGUUUAACAUUCCUGCCCCUUUAAUAAAGUCAACUCAAUUCUGA
This is a messenger RNA of Carassius auratus (goldfish), 2573 nucleotides long. Its product is annotated as bone morphogenetic protein receptor type-1B-like. Gene Ontology annotation, cellular component: plasma membrane; signaling receptor complex. Gene Ontology annotation, molecular function: ATP binding; transmembrane receptor protein serine/threonine kinase activity. Gene Ontology annotation, biological process: cellular response to growth factor stimulus; cell surface receptor protein serine/threonine kinase signaling pathway; protein phosphorylation. The record is from RefSeq and is a predicted model, not a curated record. Lineage: Eukaryota; Metazoa; Chordata; Actinopteri; Cypriniformes; Cyprinidae. The transcript has 14 exons. Bases 385 to 2013 code for a protein of 542 amino acids.